Molecule: messenger RNA, 3125 nt
Organism: Perca flavescens (yellow perch)
Lineage: Eukaryota; Metazoa; Chordata; Actinopteri; Perciformes; Percidae
Product: fibronectin type III domain-containing protein 4
Exons: 7
Coding region: 640-1338 (232 amino acids)
Cellular component (GO): extracellular region; plasma membrane
Molecular function (GO): protein binding
Source: RefSeq, a predicted model, not a curated record
UCCUCCAGGCUUCCCAUAAUCUGUCAGAUUAAACCUGUAUGAGACGCGCCGCCCUCUUCCUGUUCCCACUAUUAUCAUCUUCUCUUUCAUUUAUUGAAAUCCUCAAAACAACGCCGAUGUUUUCUUUCGCCUUCGCUGAGAUGCCAGCCGCCCUGCCUGAGCGCUGUCCGCGGUGCUGAAACUCCCCGCGACCUUCCACCUGGCUGCCGCGGAGAGUGGCACAUAUUUCUGCGUCUCCAUCUGAUGUUUGACGCAAAAUCGAGCCCGCUGGAUACAUGCAGAGGCGACGAGGGUCCAACUACUUGUUAGCUUCCCCGGGCUGCAGGAUUAUGCUGUCUCUGCUGCGCGACGCGAUUGAGAAGUGUCGUUUCAUAUUCAUUCAGCGUAUUUGAAAUCGCAGUUGCAUACCUGCUGACCUACUUUGGGCAAGUUGGAAGUAAAACCGACGCAAGAAGAGGAAGCAGUGCAUGCUCUGGUUGUAAGAGAUGGAGAUGGAGAUGAUGUAGGAACAGUGGUGACCCUGUGGGGAAAGUUCCAGUGAAACGCAAGAGAGUUAGAGGAGGGAAGAGGAGAAGGCGUGCUGAAGAGCCAGAGGUGUGUGUUCGUGCGUCCGUGAGUGUUGCGGAGACGGAGAAGGUUAUGACCGCGUCUCUUCACCUCCACCUCGGGCUGCUGCUGUUGCUGGCCUGCUGGCAAACACCGGGGAUGGUCGGAGCAACUGUGCCAGCAGCCCCGGUGAAUAUAUCGGUGACCCAGCUGAGGGCGCACUCGGCCAUGGUGACCUGGAACGUCCCUCAGGGAGACACAGUCAUUGGAUACUCCAUCUCACAGCAGAGGCAGGACGGUCUGAUGCAGCGCUCCAUUCGAGAGGUGAACACGUCCAGCCGCUGGUGUGUGCUGUGGGACCUGGACGAGGACACACACUACAGCGUCCAGGUGCAGUCUGUUGGGCCACAUGGUGACAGCCAGCCUAGCCGUGCCAUCCACUUCAGGACUCUGGAGAGGAGUGACCAUUAUCCAGCCGGAGUACUGGACCACCAUGAACCGGCGAUGGAGGGCUUGGGCAUGACUCCUCACUUACAGACAGGAGAGCUGCUCAUUAUCACCACUGUGCUGCUUCUGUGGGCAGCUGUCAUCGCCCUCUUCUGCCGGCAGUAUGACAUCAUCAAGGACAACGACUCCAACAGCAGCAAAGACAAAAGCAAGAGGCCGCUGGUCCGAGCCACUCCCCCCUACUACAACGCUUCAGCCGGCAGCUCCCCCAUCUACCACAAUGGAGCCAUGCACAGCAGCAGGCUCCACAGAGCCUCCUCCUCCAUCAGCAUCAUUAGGGUCUGAGUUUGGACGUUUGGUUGUGAGACUCAACUUACUGUGCAGAGCAGGACGGCUGGAGUCAGUGGUGACGCCCGAGGAACUUCAGUGGGAUUAUCACCAAAAGUGGAGAAUUUAUAGACCUGACUGAGAGUCUGAUUUAUUGUAAAAUAUGGAGAAAGCAAGUAGCACUCCAUGCAAUUGAAACUGUGGAGGAAAUGGAUGACUACUGCUCUCUAGUGGCAGACGACUGCAGCAUUAAGACAUACUACACCACUGCAGCUUUUUUUUAGAGCUUUUCCCAAGAGCAGUUCAGUGGAAGAGGACACAUUCUGACCUGCAGCCAAACUCAUUUCCUGCUGUACAAAAAAUGCUUUAUUUCUAUUACGUCGUCUCUCUGAUUUCAAAAACUGAUUGUAAAUAUUUGCCAGCAUGUCGGCCUCAAAUUAAUUCAAAAAAAGGUCUGUGUCAAGUCUGAGACAACUUGUUGUUGAAGAUAUGAAUGCAAGAGUGUGUGUGUGUGUGUGUGUGUGUGUGUGUGUGUGUGUGUGUGUGUGUGUGUGUGUGUGUGUGUGUGUGUUUACAUGUGCAAUUUCUACAUAUAACUUCCCCUCAUCUGUAUUUUUCAUCUCCUAAUCAGUAAUUUGAUGUACAGUAACAUCAGAAAUAGUGUAUUAUAUGCACAGUAAUUAGAAUAUGUACAUAGGUCAAAGUAAGUCGUAAGUAUAGUAGGUUUUGAUAAAAUCAAGUCAUAAUUUUGCCAUUUAAUUAAUGUGAUCAGAUAUGUUUCUAUGUGUACUCUAUAUUGUUAUCACAAGUCUUAAAAAUAUGACUAAUGAUCAUGGAGCUCAUCAAAUGAAGUUGUUUAGAAACAUUAUUCACCUAUUAGCAUAGUUCCCAGAAUGCAACACCUGCAAAUCAAGCCUAUAUAUAUUAUAUAGAUAUUUCAAUAUUGGUUGAACUUGUAAAUUACAUAAAAUACAGAUGUAAAUGUAUAAUUAGAAUCACAUCCAGAUGCAAUGAGGCAACAUGUAUUAAGGUUAAACAAAAAUUGAGGCUACAACACAAAGAUCCAUCUCCCAUUCUUUAUAUGCCACAUGUCUACGUAGUGGAUCUUAUCCCGUUUAACAAUGUUGCUGCAAGAUCUCUGGCCACAAAAAUCCAAGUUGUAAAAAAGUAUGAAAAACUGGAAUUAUCCUUUACAUUAUGGCCAGAAAGAGACGUAGAAGCAUCUAAACAAGCAUAUCUCCUACUCUGCUGCUUGACUUCUUUCAACAUACAGUUAUUAUACACAUGAGGAAAUCCUAAAACUGCAACAAUCAGUGCUUCUUGAAUGAGACGUCAUGUUCGCCCCCCUCAACCCCAGUAGACUUGCAAAGAUCAGCCAUGUUUGAUUUGCAACAGGAAGCGAAUGCAUCUUGCCCCCUUUUUUUGUAAAUGAAUGGGAUGUAGAAGAAAUCUUGGCCUGAAGAUGGAGCAGUUUGCUCACACAAUGAUAGGACUUCUGGGUCAUGGUGAGGAUAUUGUCACUGACAGCUCUUUCUUGAAUGUACAAUGAAACCAGGGAAUCUGGAAAUGAAAAUAUAUUAUCUCAUCUCUAAUGUCAUAAUCAAACUCCAAAGACGUCAAGAGUUUUUCCCCAUUAUUAUGUCAGUGGUGAGAAAAAUAUCUGUUUUUAAAUGUCAUUUGUUUUAUUAUCCGUGUUGCUCCAUAUUACAUGGCGGUAACUUGAAUAUUAAGUUUGUGAAUCAAGUGUCUGAUUAGAAAUGUCUGACUCUGUAUUCUCCAGUUUCAAUAAAAACAAAUGAAAGAAA